CUUUCUAAACCUUCUACGAUCGCGGCAUGACGUCGACUUCCAAGACGGGCCAUCUUCUCUCCCUCGGAACCCAUGGAAUGUGGGGCUUCUCUCCGGGAUUUGACCUCCAGGAAGGCGUGUCCGAGCCUCGCGCUGACUCGAACCAAGUGGAUGCUUCGACCUCGUCGUCCGAACCAUUGUGCGUGUUGGUGCUCAGUCCGGGCGACAUUCGGCAUGUCCUGGCGACGAUUGCGCGCUCUCGACGGUGGAAGAAGCGUCCGCUGCACAUUUACCUGUACGAAAAGUCCCCGGAAUGCUUGGCGCGGGCACUGUUGUUGCUCCAAAUCGUCAACGACUGGGAAGUCCCCCUUCGCCAGCGAUGCAACACGUUCCUCGAAGUGUUUGGCAACGCCCUAGUCCAGGGACGCACGGCCGAGUACAUUGAAGAGAAGGCGAAGCAGCUGGUCGAGCUUGUCUGCAACGAGUCGGGGCGCCUCGCCGAUGUCAUUGACUUGUCCCACUUGAAGAUGAAGUCCCGCGACGCGUUGGUCGAGACGUUCCAGUCGUGGCACACCAACGUGCCAUUCAAUUUGGAGCGCCUGCGCGACCAACGGCUGCGCCACUACUAUGAGAAUCGCUACGACUACCGCAACAAUUUGGUCGAUUGGGAUUACACGAUGUCGCUGCGCAAAAUCCAAGACGCCAGUGUCAUCCAUAUCAAGCAGUUCAAAGAGUGGCGCAACACCGGCAUUGCGUUUGAGUUUGGCGACCAGCAAUACACUGCUCCGAAUCGAACGAUGGCGUCGUACACGGAUGCCGUGAAGAAAGGUCAUGGGUCCGUGAGCUGCCGGGGCUACUGGCUGGACAUUGUGGUUGGGCCGUACAUUUCAUUUGGUGUCGACUGUUACCGCUCGAAUAAAUUUGCCGAUGGGAUCUUUGAAAUCCACAACAAAGGAAGCGGAUGCGAGCAAAACCGCCACAACACGACCGAAGUCGCCGUGUUCAACGUCCUCUCCCACCUGCACGAGAUUGAAACGGGCGACAUCUACAAAAUGAAAAAGGCACACGAUGUGUACAGCGGCAUUGGUGAAAUCGAAGACGGCAAAGCUCGCGAUCGACCAGUUCAGGACAAUAACAGCCCAGAAGCCAACAACAACGGCCCUCGUGGCGACGAAUUGUCGCGCUUUGAAGAGCUAGACCACGAUGAUGACGCGGAGAACGUGGAUGCGCGGAAGCGUGCGCAACGCAUUGUCGAGUCGUUUGAAGGCGUCAAGGUGAUUCUCCUGUCGGGGGCUGCGGCGGAUUUGGCCAAGAAGCGUCGGUACCAGCGUAGAUUCCACCACGUCUAUGUAUCGGUGCACGCGACCAACUUGGUCACGUCCCCGGACGUGGACGCCCCCAUGACUACGUUGUUGGCGGACGACGCCAAGGUGUCGGUCGAGUCGUCAGUGUACUUGUUGCCGUUCAAAGACGACCAACGUGUCACGUACAUGCAAAAGCUGGUUGAAUUUGCUGGCUCGAUGGGCCUGACGACGUCCAAGAGGGCAUUUGGGGCCAGUGAUGCGUUCAAAAAGGACAAUGCCGUGCUCAAGUUCCAGUACACGCGUACCCAACAGCAAGCGACGGAUUGAGUAGCAUGGCAACAAUGUAAAUUUGUAUUAAUAUCAUAACUUUUGUAUAUAUAGC
Molecule: messenger RNA, 1665 nt
Organism: Aphanomyces astaci
Lineage: Eukaryota; Oomycota; Saprolegniomycetes; Saprolegniales; Verrucalvaceae
Exons: 11
Coding region: 27-1610 (527 amino acids)
Biological process (GO): motile cilium assembly; axonemal dynein complex assembly
Source: RefSeq, a predicted model, not a curated record